Molecule: messenger RNA, 949 nt
Organism: Cicer arietinum (chickpea)
Lineage: Eukaryota; Viridiplantae; Streptophyta; Magnoliopsida; Fabales; Fabaceae
Product: large ribosomal subunit protein bL21c
Biological process (GO): translation
Cellular component (GO): ribosome
Molecular function (GO): structural constituent of ribosome; RNA binding
Source: RefSeq, a predicted model, not a curated record
AUGGAUAGGAAGAAGGAGAAAAGAAAGAGAAGAUAAAGCUGUGUGAGAGAGAGAGAGAGAGAGAGGAAGUUCUCUCCUAUCUCGAAAUUCCAAAAUGGCUUCUUCAACUGCAACUCUUUCCACUCUAUGCGCUUCUUUCGGAACCCAUUGCUCAAUUUCCCUAACCUCCAAAACCCAAUUCUCUGUUUCUCAACCUUUCUCCUCUUCUUUUCCUUUUCCUUCUCAUAAAUCAUCUUACAACCUCUCUUUUCAAUCCACUUUCUCACCGCGCUUACGUCUUCUGCCCAAAUCCACUGACUCUACAGUGGCAGCACCUGAGUCUGAGUCUGAACUGUCUUCGCUGCAGACCGACUCUCAACCCACUCAAAUUGUCCAAUCUCCUACGUGGGAGAAGGGUCUUUUUGCAGUUGUAAUGAUUGGUGGACGACAAUAUAUUGUUCACCCCGGGCGCUGGCUUGUUGUUCAGAGGCUCAAAGGUGCUAAUGUUAACGACAAGAUUGCGCUGCAUAAGGUUUUACUAGUUGGCACAGAUACAUCCUGCUACAUUGGGAAACCAGUAGUAACAAAUGCCGUGGUAUAUGCAACAGUGGAAGAGCAGGGUUUAGAUGACAAAGUGAUUGUAUUCAAGUACAAAAGAAAGAAACACUAUCGCAGAACAAUUGGACACAGACAGCCAAACACACGCAUCCGGAUAAAUAGCAUUAUGGGCUAUGAGGACUACCCAAAAGUUACUAUGGACGACAUCAAUUUGGAAUCAUGAAAAUUUAGUGCACUAUGCUAGUAUUGUAUCUUCUUUCAUCCAUAAUUAUUAGCAAUCAUUUUACCAUGGUUAGUUUGGCUUGUAUCAGGAAUGGAUUUGUUUGAAUGUUUAUGUAAGUUGUUAACUAACUAUUGUAUGGCAUAUUGUAAUCUUUUGUUUCUAAAUGCAUUGCUAUAUUCCUGUCUCCAA